AUGUCUCGCAUCACCGCCCCCGUCAUCAAGCUCUCCCGCGCGCUGAGCUCCUCCUCCGCCGCCGCCGCCCGCGCCGCCAACCCGCUGCUCGUCGACUCGGCGGCCACUUACAACGCCAGCGCCGGCGCCGUCCUCAUGCCCAAAUACGCUGAGCUGCUGCGCAACCGGAGGACCACCACCACCACCACCAUUGAGCACUCAGAGUCCACCCGCUCCCUCUCAACAACCCACCGCCCAACCCCCCAGCCCUCCAUCGCCAACCGCUCCAAACCUCUCAUGCAGACCUUCUCCACCAUAACCUCAACCUCCUCCUCAACACCCUCCGCCCACCUCGACGCCGCCAUCCUCCCCAGCUUCAGCUUCACCUCCUCCUCAUCAUCGUCAUCGGACGACUUCCUCCCCCGCAUGCCCCUCCUGCCGGACAACUACGCGACCGCGCAUCCCGCCCCGGCCGCGGACCCCCCCGUCUCCAUCGCCAGCUCCUCCAUCGUCGCCGUCAACCCCGACGCCGUCGUCCCCGCCACGCCCCUCUCCUCGCUCAGCGGCGUCCUCGACACCGUCGAGCUCAAGUUCGUGCACGAGCCUGAGCCUGCCAAGGAGGGCGUCGAUGCGGAGAGCGGUAGCCAGGGCAUGAUUCGGGAUCUGUGGAAGGGCAUGGUGGAGGAUGUUUUCGGCGGCGGCGCCGCGGGCCAGGGCCUGCGUAAAUCCACUUGA
This is a messenger RNA of Trichoderma citrinoviride, 714 nucleotides long. RefSeq lists its product as hypothetical. NCBI's taxonomy places the organism in Eukaryota, Fungi, Ascomycota, Sordariomycetes, Hypocreales, Hypocreaceae. The coding region runs from base 1 to 714 and encodes 237 amino acids. The record is from RefSeq and is a predicted model, not a curated record. The transcript is spliced from 2 exons.